Molecule: messenger RNA, 1295 nt
Organism: Ficedula albicollis (Collared flycatcher)
Lineage: Eukaryota; Metazoa; Chordata; Aves; Passeriformes; Muscicapidae
Product: beta-microseminoprotein-like
Exons: 4
Coding region: 123-455 (110 amino acids)
Source: RefSeq, a predicted model, not a curated record
AUGUUUUCAGACUUGAACUGCACAACAAAAAGGCAUCAUAAAACAUUUGCUCCCUGAUUCCACAUAACAAACAUCAGUUUUCCCGGGGAUCUAAGAGCUCUUAGGAAGCCAAGCUUUGAACAAUGAAGAGCUUUCUGGCUUUCUUUGUUGCAAUGGGCAUCAUUGUGACCCUGGGUGAUGCAGGCUGCUUUAGUGCAUUUAGAACGCCAGGUUGGCCCCAAAAAGGCUGUAUGAGGAAUGGAAAAAUCUAUCCCUUAGGAUAUAUUGAGAGGACAGAGGAUUGCCACGAUUGUCACUGUGACAAAGAUAGAAUGACAUGCUGUUACAACGGUCAACGUCCACAUUUUUACGACAAAGAGAAAUGUAAAGUCAUUUUCAACAGAAAGACCUGUCGCUCUGUUGUGGUGCAGAAGGAUGACCCCACUAAGAUUUGCGCCUUUGCUUCUGUGGGCUAACAGCUGCUCCAAACUUCUCUGCACUGUGGAACUGCUCUCCUUCCCACAGAUGUUUUGCAUUCACAGAGAAGCACCGCGACAUGGGAAGAUCUCCUAAAAGAGAGAACUUCAGCAGCUCGCUUUUAACCUCCUAAUUGUUAUAAUUCAGCUUAUAAAAUGCAUGAUCAGAUAGAGUGUCUCAUUGAUGCCAUUACUGCAUUUGUUGAGUACAAAAAAUUGGGAUGAAACAUUAAUACGUGCUUCAUACUGAUGAUUUGUUUCUUGCAGUGACAUGAGAAAUGCCUCCUUCUUUGAGAAAGAAAUGCAUUGGUCUCUCUACUUUGACAUGCUGUGCAUCAGUAGCCUGGCACAAGCCCCUGUCAUGCUGUACAGGCUCUCUUCCAGCCAGGAGUCAAAAUCCAUUAUCAGUUUGAAGUGAUGCACUAUUUGGGAGAUGCUGUGCAAUGGCUCCAAUUCGUGGUGUACAAGUUUGGGUCCUCCAGUGCUCUAGGCACCAACUUCGUCGGGUUAUCUGCUUAAAUGAGUGAAGCAGCUAAAAGUUGCUAAGGGUUAUUUAUUGCAGAAGCACAUCAUUCUCAAAAGGCACAGUCACAGACAGCAAAGUCCAUGCUGCGUUUUGGUAUGGAGUCCCAGACAGAAGCAGAAGCUGCCCUUGUCAGGGUCCCUAGAAGCUGAUGUUGCUGCGGCACCUCCUAUCUUCUUGGGUGUUGAGGAUGACAGCGAGAGAGCAAAGCAAAGCAAAAGCAAAUGGCAGUGGCAAAAAGCAGUAGCAAAACCAAAAAAGCAAAAAGCAAAAGCCCCAGCUCUCCCCAAUACAUAUUCCUAUAUAGAAUUUACUCA